Messenger RNA from Postia placenta MAD-698-R-SB12, 354 nucleotides. RefSeq lists its product as hypothetical. Bases 1 to 354 code for a protein of 117 amino acids. Lineage: Eukaryota; Fungi; Basidiomycota; Agaricomycetes; Polyporales; Adustoporiaceae. The record is from RefSeq and is a predicted model, not a curated record. The transcript has 6 exons.
AUGACGGGACCGAACCUGCAUUUGGACUCCAGUCUGGGCUCUUUUCUUGUUGGGCUUAUGCUUUCCACCAUGUUGUAUAUUACUUCUUCCACUACCGUAAAGACAAGUGGUUUCUCCAAGUACUGGACACUUGAUACAAUGGUGACGGCAGCAGAUAUCCAGUUCAUAUGGAAAUUGGUGGUGACAAACCAUGCCAGUCCAUCCACCUUGUUCCCGUUGGCAAGGUAUUUUCUUAUUGUCACGGACAUUGUUUAUGCCUCAGCAUCCUGCAAAUUGCGCAAGUUGUCACUUGUAUGCAAACUCACUCAUGACCAUGUGGGUGAACGUCGACUCGUCUACUGCCACUUAUGUUGA